AUGAAGGCAAUAUUCCUUUUUGUAUCAGUUUCUUCUGUUAUAUUUAAAUUAUAUUCCGCAACUGAAAAUGGCAAUGGUUACUUUAGGGGGAUUUUUACUGCAAAAACAAAGCAUCCACUUUGUAAACCUUAUAAUGAUUCUGCAUAUAUACCAAAAUUCUAUUUAAAACAAAAGAUAUGAGGAUUUAGAAAAUUAGUAUAAAAUAAAAAUGAUAAAUGGAAAUUAUGGUUAAAGAAACAGAAAAAAGAAAUGAUAAAAGAUUUUAAUCAGGAAAAGGAUGCUUGGUUUAGUAACAGAAAGGAUAAAUUGAAUAAUUUUUUUUUUUACAGCUUCGAGGAAAAAUGGUUAUGUUAUUGUAUGUGAGAAGAUUUUCAAUCAAAUCUUUAUGAUGUAUUCUCUAAUUGGAUUGACGAUGAAUGGAUGGAAUGGUUUAAACCACAUGUAUUAGAUUAUAUACCAUCAGAUUUUGAAAGGUUGUUCAAUGAAAAUAUGUCCUUCUAAAAUAAAAUUGUAACAUUUAAAUUAAUGAAUUAAAAUGAAAAGAAGAAAUACAAAUGGGAUUCAUUUAUGUAUAGGUUAUACGAAUUUAAUUGCUGGACACGCUGGUUUAAAAAAUUAUUAUUUACAGAUCCAGAUAUUUAUAUAAAAGUUGCAGCUUAUCGACAAUGGUACCAAAAAAUAAGAAAUGAAGAGUAUUCCUGAAAUCUUUUAACUAAGCAUAUUAAUAAAAAAAAAUAUGUAAAUUCUGCAAUCGCAUGAAUACAGUGCUCUACACAAACUAUGGAAUCCUAUAAUAAUAGGUUAAUAUCCUUUUAUAUAAAUUGUAUAGAAAAUAAACAGUGGAAUGUAUGGCUUAAAAUAAAUUGA
This is a messenger RNA of Plasmodium malariae, 867 nucleotides long. Lineage: Eukaryota; Apicomplexa; Aconoidasida; Haemosporida; Plasmodiidae. The record is from the annotation of a RefSeq genome assembly.